AUGUCUGAAAACGCCCCCACGCGAAGCCUGGAUGACAUCGACCUGGCAGCUCUGAGGGAUCCAGCAGGAAUCUUUGAGCUAGUUGAGGUGGUCGGCAAUGGGACAUAUGGGCAGGUUUACAAGGGCCGUCACGUGAAGACGGGCCAGCUAGCAGCCAUCAAGGUGAUGGAUGUAACAGAGGAGGAGGAGGAGGAGAUCAAAGCUGAAAUCAACAUGCUGAAAAAAUACAGCCACCACCGCAACAUAGCCACUUAUUACGGUGCCUUCGUCAAAAAGAGCCCACCAGGACACGAUGACCAGCUUUGGUUGGUGAUGGAGUUCUGCGGGGCUGGCUCAGUGACUGACUUGGUGAAAAACACAAAGGGUAGUUCUCUGAAAGAGGACUGGAUAGCGUACAUCUGUAGAGAAAUCCUAAGGGGCCUUUCCCACCUUCACACGCAUAAAGUCAUCCACAGAGACAUCAAGGGCCAGAAUGUUCUGCUCACAGAGAACGCAGAGGUCAAACUUGUUGACUUUGGAGUCAGUGCCCAGCUAGACAGGACUGUUGGGCGUAGAAACACCUUCAUUGGGACUCCUUACUGGAUGGCGCCAGAAGUCAUUGCCUGCGAUGAGAACCCAGACUCUACCUACGACUACAGGAGUGAUAUCUGGUCCUUGGGAAUUACUGCCAUUGAAAUGGCCGAAGGAGCACCUCCUCUGUGUGACAUGCAUCCAAUGAGGGCACUCUUCCUGAUUCCCAGGAAUCCUCCCCCAAAACUGAAAUCCAAAAAGUGGUCCAAGAAAUUUAUUGACUUUAUUGAAGCCUGCCUUGUGAAAACGUAUCCCAGCCGACCAUCCACAGAGCAGCUCCUCAAGCAUUCCUUCAUCAGGGACCAGCCUACUGAGCGCCAGGUUCGGAUUCAACUCAAAGAUCAUAUUGACCGGACACGCAAAAAAAGAGGAGAGAAAGAGGAGACAGAAUAUGAAUACAGCGGUAGUGAUGAAGAGGAUGAAAAUCGUAGCGAUGACAGAGAGUCAAGCUCUAUCCUCAAUGUGCCUGGAGAGUCAACCCUCCGCCGGGACUUCCAGCGUCUCCAGCAGGAGAACAAGGAGCGAUCAGAGGCGCACAAGAGGCAGCAGGCCCAAUUGGCCGCUCAGCGUAGGGACCCCGAGGAACACAAGAGGCAAUUGCUGCACGACAGACAGAAACGCAUUGAAGAACAAAAAGAGCAGCGUCGACGACUGGAAGAGCAACAGAGAAAGGAGAGAGAGAUGGUGAGGCAGCAAGAAAAAGGUCCCCAUCGGAGACUCGACGAUAUGAGACGGGAGGAAGAUAGAAGGUUGGCUGAAAGAGAACAGGAGUUUAUAAGACAUAAGUUAGAAGAAGAGCAGCGGCAACUUGAAAUCCUUCAGCAGCAGCUGCUUCAGGAGCAGGCACUGCUUAUGGAGUAUAAGCGUAAGCAGCUAGAAGAGCAGCGUCAGUCGGAGCGGCUGCAGAGGCAGCUUCAACAGGAGCAUGCUUUCCUGGUGUCUCUGCAGCAACAACAACAGGAAAAGAAGCCCCAACUUUACCAUUAUAACAAGAACCUAGAGCCCAACAACAAACCCACAUGGGCCCGCGAGGUGGAGGAGCGAAGUAAGCUUAACAGACAGGGCUCUCCAAAAAUCUGUACCACUGUCUCUGACACUGCCAUUCAGUCCCGCUCGGACUCGAUCAGCCAGUCUGGUGUGGGUCAGUCCGCUCAAACCCCCCCAAUGCAGAGACCCGUUGAACCUCAAGGUGGACAGGGCAAGUUCCAGAUGGCUCACUUGGUUCCUCUAAAGCCUUAUGCUGCCCCUGUCCCACGCUCCCAAUCUCUCUGCGACCAGCCUACUAAGACCAUGUCCGCAUUCCCUACCCAGGACCCCUCCCUCGCCCCCGUAGCCCGUCCUAUCCACUCCAGAGAGCUUGUGCGUCAGAACUCAGACCCCACUUCUGAGACCCCGGCACCGCAGGCACACCAAAUCAGGGAGGAUCGAGGGCCCUGGAUCCGUUUGCCAGAUGUGGAACUGCCACCUAAGAUUCCUCAAAGGACAGCAUCGAUUGCUACAGCUCUCAACACCAACCUGACUUCUGGCAUUCGGCAUCCAGUGAGAGCAAGCAAUCCAGAUCUUAGCCGAAACGAUCGCUGGGAGAGAGGUGACAGUAUUGGCAUGAUACCUAAUCUACCACAGACGGGCUCGUUGGAGAGGCAUCGCAUCCUCACUUCUUCCAAAAUGGAUUCACCCAUUCUGUCCCGUGAUAAUCGUCAAAAGCCAGGGGAGUCUCGCACAUCCUCUCGUCCAGGUCGUCCAGCUAGUUACAAGAGAGCCAUAGGAGAGGACCAUGGUCUCUUUGCCAAAGAGCGUGCUGAAGAGCAGCCAAGGCCUCCGGUGAAGGCCAAUGAUUACUCCUCUUCUUCGGAGAGCAGCGAGAGUAGUGAGGAGAGUGAAAAUGGAGAGGGAGUUGAAGAUGAAGAGAGUCCUACCGAUCGUCACAGGGACGCAGACACAGAUUCGGUUAACACUAUGGUGGUUCACGAAGAUGAGGGCGAGGAGGGAGAAGGAGAGCAAGCUGGAGGUUAUGGAGAUCAGACAAUGUUGGUGCAGAGGACUCCAGAGAAGCGGAGCCACAAUGGAUACACUAACUUGCCGGAUGUGGUGCAGCCCUCUCACUCCCCCACUGAUUCCGCCACACACUCUUCCCCUGGGAAGGACUCUGUGUAUGAUUAUCAGUCCAGAUGUUUGGUCAAGGCACCUGGCAAGUCCUCCUUUACCACCUUUGUGGAUCUUGGAAUGUACCAGACACCAGGAGGUACUGGGGAUAACAUCUCCGUUACCAGCUCAAGAUUUGAACAGCUAAAGAUGGAGGUGAGAAAAGGGUCUAUGGUGAAUGUGAAUCCCACCAACACACGGCCCCCAACCGACACACCUGAAAUCCGAAAGUAUAAGAAGAGGUUCAACUCUGAGAUCCUGUGUGCAGCGCUUUGGGGUGUGAACCUGUUGGUGGGAACAGAGAAUGGUUUGAAGUUACUCGACCGCAGCGGGCAGGGCAAAGUUUAUCCGCUCAUCAACUCGCGCAGGUUCCAGCAGAUGGAUGUUUUGGAGGGUCUUAACCUGCUCAUCACCAUUUCAGGCAAGAAAAACAAGGUGCGUGUUUACUACCUGGCCUGGCUGAGGAAUAAGAUCCUCCACAAUGACCCUGAAGUGGAAAAGAAGCAAGGCUGGACCACUGUGGGCGAGAUGGAGGGCUGUGUGCACUAUAAAGUCGUGAAAUACGAGAGGAUAAAGUUCCUGGUGAUUGCUUUGAAGAAUGCUGUGGAAGUAUAUGCUUGGGCACCCAAGCCUUAUCACAAAUUCAUGGCCUUUAAGUCCUUUGCAGACCUCCCACACAGGCCUGUCCUUGUUGACCUGACUGUAGAAGAGGGUCAGAGGUUAAAGGUUAUCUACGGUUCCUGUGCCGGCUUCCAUGCCAUCGAUGUGGACUCUGGGAACAAUUACGACAUUUACAUCCCGGUUCAUGUAAGUUGCGCAGCUUUCAAGUCGUACCACAGAUUGGAAUUUGGCUUUGCUGGUGAACAGAUCCAGAGCCACGUGACUCCGCACGCAAUCGUGUUCCUGCCCAGUUCUGAUGGCAUGGAGAUGCUUCUGUGCUACGAGGAUGAGGGCGUCUACGUCAAUACGUAUGGACGCAUCAUAAAGGAUGUGGUCCUGCAGUGGGGAGAAAUGCCCACAUCUGUUGCUCAUAUCUGCUCCAAUCAGAUCAUGGGUUGGGGAGAAAAAGCCAUUGAGAUCCGAUCUGUGGAAACUGGCCACCUGGACGGCGUCUUCAUGCACAAGAGAGCUCAAAGGCUUAAGUUCCUUUGUGAGAGGAAUGACAAGGUGUUUUUCGCUUCAGUGCGAUCGGGAGGAAGCAGCCAGGUGUACUUCAUGACCUUGAACAGGAACUGCAUCAUGAACUGGUGA
This is a messenger RNA of Nerophis lumbriciformis (worm pipefish), 3963 nucleotides long. NCBI's taxonomy places the organism in Eukaryota, Metazoa, Chordata, Actinopteri, Syngnathiformes, Syngnathidae. The record is from RefSeq and is a predicted model, not a curated record.